Ruditapes philippinarum (Manila clam) is the source of this 3897-nucleotide messenger RNA. Its product is annotated as solute carrier family 23 member 1-like. Gene Ontology annotation, molecular function: transmembrane transporter activity. Lineage: Eukaryota; Metazoa; Mollusca; Bivalvia; Venerida; Veneridae. The record is from RefSeq and is a predicted model, not a curated record. The coding region runs from base 352 to 2205 and encodes 617 amino acids. The transcript is spliced from 12 exons. Gene Ontology annotation, biological process: transmembrane transport. Gene Ontology annotation, cellular component: membrane.
ACUUACUACCCUUUUUAAGAUUGUCCAAAAUAACAUAUAACCGUCAUGUUCGUAUGUGUAUGUAUAAAAGUCAAAAAUCGAUCUAUUUUGGUGAAAUUACGUUGAUGAAGAAGAAGUUUUCGGCCGACCAUGACGGACUUGUUAUACUUAAUUAAAUAGUGUUGUACGCAGACGACUAAGCUGAACAGUCGGAAAUUUUACUGUGUUAAUUUUACGACAAAGACUUGUGUUAAUAGUGAUUUGAAUUCUGGUUUUCAGAAUAUUAACUUUUUUACUGUUGUUAUUUGGUGUGUUUUAGUAUUGUUGUUGUUGUCUUUGUUGUUGUUGUAAUUAAGGAGUGUUCACUCAAAAAUGGCUGACGUAAAUAUGGAUACAAGUGAAGGAAUAAAUGAGGGUAAUGAAGCUGAUGAAGUUGAAAGGGAUCAGAAGGCGGUGUUAUACAGUGUUGAAGAUACACCACCCUGGUAUCUGUGCUUGCUACUUGGUUUUCAGCAUUAUUUAACGGCUGUUGGAGCUAUUAUUUCCGUUCCUAUACUGCUCAGCGGAUUCUUCUGCAUGGACAAAGAUACCGUCGGAAUCAGUGAAUUAAUUGGAACUAUUUUCUUUGUAUCCGGUAUUGCUACGCUGCUCCAGACGACAUUUGGAGUCAGAUUGCCUAUUGUUCAAGGAGGGACGUUCACAUUUGUGACACCAACAAUAGCAAUCCUGCUUCAACCACAAUGGGAAUGCCCGUACACUAAAGCUAGAGAACAAAAUGGCACAGACGUGAAUUUUACAGCUCUCGGCUUAGAUGAAAUAGGCAGUGACGGUCAUAGGGAGAUUUGGAUGAAACGAAUUAGAGAGAUUCAGGGAGCUAUCAUGGUGGCCUCAAUAUUUCAGGUCGUGAUUGGUUUCAGUGGCAUCAUGGGACUCCUACUCCGGUUUAUCGGUCCGCUGGCAAUUACACCUACCAUUGCGCUAAUAGGAAUAUCUCUGUUUUCAGCCGGAUCUUCGUUCGCCUCUCAACAAUGGUGGAUUGCUUUAACCACGAUGUUUUUGAUAACAGUUUUCAGUCAGUACAUGAGAAACGUAAACGUGCCGUGUUUCAGCAUUACAAAAGAGAAAGGUUGUUCGAAAACUAAACUCCCCAUCUUUAGUUUAUUUCCGGUUUUACUAGCUAUGAUUAUAUCGUGGGUUAUAUGUGCUAUCCUCACGGCUACAGACGUCUUACCGAACGACCCAAAUAAGUGGGGCUACAGUGCCCGUACCGAUAUACAAAUUGAUGUUUUACAGAAAUCAAAAUGGUUCCGGUUUCCGUAUCCAGGGCAGUGGGGUCUUCCUACUGUGAGCACAGCCAGCGUAUUUGGAAUGCUUGCAGGAGUUCUUGCCUCCAUGGUUGAAUCUGUGGGCGACUAUUACGCAUGUGCGAGAUUGUCUGGAGCCCCGCCUCCUCCGACCCAUGCUAUAAAUAGAGGCAUAGGAAUUGAGGGAAUUGGAUGCAUUUUGGCUGGAGCAUGGGGUUCCGGAAAUGGAACAACUUCUUACAGUGAGAAUAUCGGGGCGAUAGGAAUUACUAAGGUUGGCAGUGUUCGGGUGGUCCAGGUAGGAGGUAUUGUCAUGGUGGUUUUAGGCUGCCUGGGCAAGUUCGGAGCUCUAUUUGCUACCAUACCAGGUCCUGUGAUUGGAGGAAUGUUCAUGAUCACAUUUGGUAUGGUAACGGCGGUUGGCUUAUCAAACUUACAAUACGUCGAUUUAAAUUCUUCAAGAAAUAUCUUCAUCCUAGGUGUGUCUAUAUUUUUCGGGUUUAGCAUGCCGGAAUGGAUGGGUAGAAACCAAGAUGCUGUCGACACUGGGAAUGACAUAGUUGAUCAAAUAUUAACUGUAUUGCUAAGCACGAGUAUGUUUGUGGGCGGCACAAUAGGAUUAGUUUUGGAUAACACGAUUCCAGGAACGGACGAAGAAAGGGGUAUAAGGAAGUGGCGAAAAUUGACACAGGAUAGUGACGGCCCAACUGGUGGUUCUAGAAUGCAUAUAUACGACAUUCCUCUCAUACAAAACUGCCUUAAUAAAGUGACUUUAUUUAGGUAUAUUCCUUUCUGUCCGUCGUUUCUAAAAAAAGCGACGCAUGCACAGAGCAAAUAUGAGAAAGGAGGAGUUCCGGUUGCGAUGUAUGGGGUAGAAAAUCCGGCAGUUGAUGUUACGGAAGAGUAUAAUACAAAAAUAUGAGUGCUGGUGAAAAUUAAAAUGGCUACACAGAACGUGAUACGGUGUUAAAAAAGACAAAUAAUUUCUGCUUCAAAAGCUAUACAUGUAUAAGAAAAUAUUGUGUGAUAUUUUUCAUGUGUCAUAGUAUGAUAUCUUUGAAACGUUUUCUAAAGUUUAUACAUACUCUAACCGACAUGUACACUUUUUCACUGCAAUGCUUCCCCGCCUAAAAAAAUUCUAACAUCGGCCAAUAUCGUAAAAAAUCGGUCAUUUCCGGAAUGUUAAUUUUUCAAAAUCUUCGGUUACCGUUUGUAAUCGGAAUUUAGAUCAUAGCGAUAACGUUUGAGUGAUUGUUAAUAAGCCAAUGCCCAAGAUUUUGAAAAAAUAUAACGUUCCGGAAAUAACCGAUUUGCUACGAUAUUGGCCGAUGUUAGAUUUUUUUGGCAGUAAAGCAUUAUUCAAAAUAAUUCAUAACACAUUGACAGCUGGAAUUCUUAAUAACACGAUGCCUAUACCACGUGACAUUCUGGGAUCAAACAGUACAAUAGACGCGGUGCAGAAAAAAAUCACGUGAUAUAUGCACUGAUUGUGAAUUCAAUUCAUUUCAUCUUCUGGAAAGCCUACACAUUUUGUAAAUAGACAUAACAUAAGGUGUUUUUUAAUAUUUUUUUUUUCAUUUUUUAGCUAAAUAUUUAAAUAUUAAUUAUUUUUUAAUAAAGGGAUUUAUUAAUCUGCAUUGAUAUUUGUCUAAGUAUUCAUGUUUAUUAUAUACAUUGUACUUAUAAAUGAAAUAUUGAGAAAUAUUGAUGAAAUAGAUUGCGUAUUUUCAUUUUCCGUAUAAUUUCACUUUAAAAAUAUAUAUUUUUCACUGCAAUGAAACAUAUUUGGUGUCUUGCCGGACUACUUUCUACUACGUUCAGCAAAUAUAUCAAAUUUAAGCGGAAGUCUUUCAAAUUGUAUUUUGUGGUAUGAAAAUUAAUAUAUUUCACUCGUGGCCACUGCCAGUCAUUAAAUAUAUUUUUUUUCACACCACUCGAUGAAAAUAAAUCCUAUAUUUAUGAUACAUUUAUCACAUUCCAUAAUAGUUCUAGAUAAACAUUGAUAGAUGUUCUUCAUAGUGACCAGUGUCUGUAUCGUUCCCCUCAGUAGAUCAUUUGCCUCUUUACAACAACUGGACUAUUUUUUUCAAAAAUUGAAAACUUAGUAAUGAAUUUAACCACUCAAGACAAAGUUAACCACCCAAAGAUUUGAGCCGCGUCACGACAAAACCAACAUAAUGGGUUUGCGACCAGCAUGGAUCCAGACCAGCUUGCGCAUCCGCUCAGUUUGAUCAGGAUCCAUGCUGUUCGCUAUCAGUUUCUCUACUUGUAAUAGGGUUUGUAAGCGAACAUCAUGGAUCCUGAUCAGACUGCGCGGAUGCACAGGCUGGUCUGGAUCCAUGCUGGUCGCAAAGUCAUUAUGUUGGUUUUGUCGUGACGCGGCUAAUUUGUUAACCAACGGGUGUUGCUUUGCAGAAGUUGUAUCUUACACCCUUUCAUAGCUGGUAAAGAUCCUAUAUGUUGUAAUCAAAGUGGUAAACCACAUUAAGUGAAAUUAUAUAUAAGUACAUAAUUAUGCAAAUAAAACAACUUUCAAACAUCGAAGAAUAUGUAAAAUAUGUACUGCAAAUAUUUUUGCAUAUUAUAUGUAAUCAUUAAAAUAUAUGCAUUCAUA